Messenger RNA from Xiphias gladius (swordfish), 1432 nucleotides. It is a transcript of the gene ccl44, whose product is annotated as chemokine (C-C motif) ligand 44. The transcript is spliced from 5 exons. Gene Ontology annotation, cellular component: extracellular region. Gene Ontology annotation, molecular function: chemokine activity; CCR chemokine receptor binding. Bases 42 to 422 code for a protein of 126 amino acids. The record is from RefSeq and is a predicted model, not a curated record. NCBI's taxonomy places the organism in Eukaryota, Metazoa, Chordata, Actinopteri, Istiophoriformes, Xiphiidae. Gene Ontology annotation, biological process: G protein-coupled receptor signaling pathway; immune response; neutrophil chemotaxis.
GAGUAGAUUAUCCUCCUCUCCUCCUCUCAGCCAGCCUCAUCAUGGUCAUGCUGCAUAUGUUGACUGUUAUUUCUCUGACUGUUAUCCUCCUGGCAUCUGUGGAAGGUAAAGGCGUGCAGAUGCAGAGGGAUGUCCAGUGCUGCAUGUUGUACUCCCAGGGCAAGGUGCGUACCAAAGAUGUGUUGCGGUUUGAGGUGCAGACUGAGGGGCCCGACUGCAGUAUACGAGCCAUCAUUCUUUACACAAAGAAGGCGGUGAAAUGUGCAGACCCCAGAGACCGGAAGGUGAAGAGGUUGCUGAGAAAACUCCUGCAGAGACAGAGAACCAAGGCCCACCGAACCAUGUGGCUCCUUCCUCAUGACAACCUGCCUGUCAUGUCAGAGGACAAGAAAGAUAACUGGCCGGUUCUCAAUGUGGAGUGAUGGAGCAGAGGAAAACUUAUAGUCAUAAGCCAAGUAAACUUUCAGCAGCUCGUCUUCUUAACCAGGUGAAGCUUGCUGAUUCUCCAAUCGUGUCUCUCUCAUUCUACACCAUCUGUCUCCUUGGGACCAGACCUUGGCAGCAAUACAUAUUUAAAAAUGAAAAUAUGGCUUUAGAUAUUUAAAUAUGAACAGUGCUUGAAAUAUUCCCAAACACUUGGCUGGAACAGUCUCAACAGAGGAGUAUUUACUUGUAAGAUAAGUCGCAUUGAUUUUUUUUGAUUUUUUUUUUUUAAUGGCUCAUACUGUUAUUCGCCGGAGUCUACUCGAAAGUGUCUCCCUCUACAACAGCAUACUACUACUCGUGACUGAUGUGAAAUCAGUGAAAAAGUUGUAAUUAAACAAAUGAUAAACAAGCAGAUAUAUUAAUAUUGUAUAUCAGCAAGAUACUCUAUGCUUAUUUGUGACCUGUAUACCUUCAGUAAUGUGUAAAGACACUUCACACAGUAAAGUAGAUGGGGUUUCGUCUCAGUGCACUGAAUGUGCAGAGUAUUGGGGAACUUAUAUAGAUUUGCACCUUGUUUUGUACAAUUCAGGUUUUAGUUGUUUUAAAGUUUAAAAAUACUUGUUCAGGCUUGACCUUGUGUAUCUGACUGUUAGACAGGGAUCAGAGAGAAGAUUUUACCUGGAUUCAAAUCUCUGAGUCGCAUAAAGAGCAAAUGUUCUUGAUAUUUUGUCCACUUUGUAUAUUGACCGUUUGUAAACUCAGUAUGAAACCCGAGUCAAUCCUUUGAAAUUAGGCCCUCAGACAUGGACCAGUGAUUUCAAUAUGUACUUGCAGUUUAUAUUUGUCUUUUUCACUAGUAAUAGUCCGUCACUAUACUAUGCCAAAGUAUUCAUGAUUUAAUUCACCACAUGGCAAGGCUGUUAAAACUCAGAGGGCUCAAUUGUGUGUGAAAAACACAAGUAUUGUAUUGUAAAAGAAUGCACAGUAGUUAAAACGCAGUAUCCCA